Fonsecaea multimorphosa CBS 102226 is the source of this 1671-nucleotide messenger RNA. RefSeq lists its product as uncharacterized. Lineage: Eukaryota; Fungi; Ascomycota; Eurotiomycetes; Chaetothyriales; Herpotrichiellaceae. The transcript has a single exon. The record is from RefSeq and is a predicted model, not a curated record. The coding region runs from base 1 to 1671 and encodes 556 amino acids. Gene Ontology annotation, molecular function: iron ion binding; monooxygenase activity; heme binding.
AUGAGUUGGUCUACCAUCUUUUACGUCUGGUCUGGCGUGACAUGUUUGUUGUUGUUGGGAGUGCUUGGUGUUGUGAUCCACGAUGUCAUUCUAUGGAAACGAAUGCCACCAGGUCCUCAACCUUUACCAUUCAUCGGCAACAAAUUGGAUGUCCCAGCCAAGUACCCGUGGAUUCAGUUCCAGGAAUGGUCGAGGAAAUAUGGACCAAUUUACACCUUGUGGUUCGGUCGACGGCCAACUGUGAUCAUUUCUGAUCCCAAUGUGGCCGUCGACCUGCUGGAGAAGCGCUCCCACAAGUACAGUUCACGCCCUCGUUUUGUGGCCAUGGGGGAGAUCUUCUGGGAUAUGAGCAGUAUCCUCGUGCAGCCGUAUGGCAAGGACUGGUCCGUGCGGCGGAAAGCUCUGCACAGCGUGCUCACGCAGAAAGCGCUCCAGCACUACAAGCCCGUCCAGGAGGCUGAAGGCGCCCGUCUCUGUCAUCAACUUCUCGAGCACCCGGAGGACCUGGACAAUCUUCUGAACCGCUUCACGGCAUCGAUCGUCUUCACCAUCGCCUACGGACACCGCAUCGACAGUAUGCAGUCGCCCAUCAUCCGCCAGCGGAUGAAGAUCAUGCAUUGGAAUGCCGCGCUCAACGUGCCCGGUCGGUAUCUUGUCGAAUCAUUCCCCGUACUCAAGCACAUUCCCGACAGCUUGGCGCCGUGGAAGCGAGAGAUCAAAUCCUGGGGCAAGGAGGAAGAGCAAGCCAACGCCCAACUACUCGAGUACGUGCGCGAGGACAUUGAAAACGCGAAGAAACCAGGCGCUCCACCUCUCCCAAACAGUCUGGCGAAGCAGCUCCUGGAGAACCGCGCCGCAGAUCCCUCUGCGUUCGCUCUUCUGCGAGAAAGGGACUUUGCAAGCUUACCCGCGUCCGUGUUCGGCGCGGGCGCAGACACCACGGCAUCGACUCUCUCUUCCGCGAUCCUCGCCAUUAUCACCAACCAAGAAGUCCUGGCGGCCGCGCACGCCGAGCUCGAUGCGGUCAUCGGCCAGGACCGCCUGCCCACUUACACGGACGAGCCCUCAUUGCCUUACAUCAAAGCCAUUUGCAAGGAAGCCCUUCGCUGGCGGCCCGUGGCCGUGCUGGGGGGCACACCGCACGCGAGCACCGAAGCCGACACCUACCGGGGCUACUACAUCCCCAAGGGCACCAACAUCCUGGGGAACAGCUGGGCCAUCAACCUCAACGAGCAAUACUACCCGAACCCGGACCACUUCAACCCCCUGCGCUUCCUCGAAGUCUCCGACCCAGCCUCCCUGGGCUACCUACCCAAAGAAUACCUCGCAUCCACACCAUUAGAACGCGGCGCCCCCCAUCCUUCCAAGCUAGGCCACUCCUCCUUCGGCUGGGGCCGCCGCAUCUGCCCCGGUGCAGACCUGGCCUCGAACAACUUGUACAUCGCCAUGGCGCGCGUGCUGUGGUGCUUCGACAUCCGUCCCUCGAAGGGCUACGUGUACGACACGUACGACUACACGGACGGCUUCAACAUCCGCCCCAACGGCUAUAAAUGUGAAAUCACCAUCCGGAGCGACCGCCACCGGCAAGUGCUCGAAAAGGACUAUCAAGAGGCCAAGGACUAUCUUGUGAGGAAUUUCCCCUUGUUCAAGGAGCAUGAGAUUGUCGUAUAA